Molecule: messenger RNA, 441 nt
Organism: Heterobasidion irregulare TC 32-1
Lineage: Eukaryota; Fungi; Basidiomycota; Agaricomycetes; Russulales; Bondarzewiaceae
Exons: 1
Coding region: 1-441 (146 amino acids)
Source: RefSeq, a predicted model, not a curated record
AUGGCCGACUAUGUGGCAGGAGGCCUACAUGACCACAUUAUCACACUCCUCCAGGACAAACUUGGGAAGAUACAGUCGAAGUCUAACUUGCAUUCAAAUCUGGAUGCUGACGAGGUUGUGCAUAUGGAGGACAAGACAGAUAAGGAGAUUCAGCGAAGGAAGGACAACUUCGAAUUCAUUCAACUCCGGGUUCGCCAACUUGACGAGAGCUUAAAAAGACGAUCGCCACAUGUGGGGCAGCAGAGACUGCCCGCGACUCCACCAAAGGAUAGCCGACAGGGCUCAGACCAAGCACCAGUCUGGGAUUCGACGUCUCCGAAGGGGAGGUCGCAAUAUUUGAUGUACACCAGUACUGAUCCCGGCUCUCCACCCACUCCUCCGCCUCAGUUGAAGAAGGCGCGAAUGGGCAACACUGGCGCUCCAUUGUCAGGACGUCAUUAA